Ostreobium quekettii is the source of this 1047-nucleotide messenger RNA. The record is from the annotation of a GenBank genome assembly. NCBI's taxonomy places the organism in Eukaryota, Viridiplantae, Chlorophyta, Ulvophyceae, Bryopsidales, Ostreobiaceae.
AUGGGGUGCUGCCAGAGCGCGCCCCGCGUCGAUGAGGCGCCACCGAAGUCCCCAACCAUCGAGAGACUGCCCUCGCUCGUGAACCUACAGAGUCACCACAAGGUGAACCACCCCGUGGGCAUGAAGGUGCACGCCCACAGCGCCGGGUGGCAGGCGAACGCCGCGUACGGAGACUACCACGCGGUACACACGACGGAUGACUACAUGUUCGCGGCGCUGUUCGACGCCCACACCGCCACAGAGGCCGCCGCGUUCUGCAAGGCGAACUGCAUUCAAAUUUUCCAGCUGUGCUUGCGGAGGGGAGGUGGCGACCUUCGGGCAGUGCUCAAGGACACGUUCAAGGAGCUGGACGCGCAGUUCUUCAAGUCCCAGGCAACACCUGUGAUGAAGGCAGCAUGUGGAGCAAGCGGUGUUAUUGUGUAUGUAGAGUUUUCCAAACACAGGUGCUAUGUGGCCAAUCUAGGGACAGCUCAGUGUGUGGUCGGGUGGGCAACAGGUGGUUUUAAUUCAAAGAGCUGUGAUGGGCGACUGCUGACGCACGAUCACAGUGCAAGGGACCCAGUCCAACAACAACUGUUAAGGGAUGAAUUUCCAAGUGACCCAAAUAUUAUUCAUUAUUAUGAGGGCAAACCCAUGCUGAAGGGGGUCACAAAAUUGACACGUUGCAUUGGGUACGGACUGGGCAAGGACUCAACGCUUGCAGGGCAUUACAACAGGGUUGGUGUCCGCAAGGUGUCGCCGCUACCAACUAGAGAAAAGCCCUACAUCUCCAACGAGGCUGAUGUUGCUGUCCAUGACCUAUCGCCCCAGGAUGAACACAUCUUGCUUGUGUCAGAAGGCGUCUUGCAGCUCUUGAGCCCAACAGACGCCUCACUGUUCUGCAGUCAGUUCAGUCAUGCGCACCUGAGGAUGCUGCACAGGGAAUUGUCACAGCAGAUGCCCUCCACUUCAGCAACAGAACAGGACCUAGGGCCGUCAACUGCAAGUCCGGCGGCUGCGCUGGUGCGUUAUACAAUGGUCAAAGCUGCAGACAACUGGAGAAGGUGA